Messenger RNA from Dibothriocephalus latus, 1836 nucleotides. The record is from the annotation of a GenBank genome assembly. Lineage: Eukaryota; Metazoa; Platyhelminthes; Cestoda; Diphyllobothriidea; Diphyllobothriidae.
GAUUUUGUGGAAGCCAAUCUGGGCAAGCAGUUCAUCGAACCGCCGCCAUUCGAUCUAGCCGGCAGCUAUGCAGACUCCAACGCCUGCUCACCACUCAUUUUCGUUCUGUCUCCGGGCGCCGAUCCCAUGGCCUCACUGAUGCGGUUUGGUCAGGAUCGUGGCAUUUCUCCCCAGGACAUCCAAACCAUUUCACUGGGUCAGGGCCAGGGUCCCAUCGCCGAGCGUAUGAUCAACCAGGCCAUUGUAGACGGGCUGUGGAUUGUGCUGCAGAACUGUCACCUGGCCGCCAGCUGGAUGACCACGCUGGAGAAGAUCUGUGAGGAGACCAUUGUGCCCGAGAAGACGCACGAGAACUUCCGUCUGUGGCUCACCAGCUAUCCCUCCGAUACAUUCCCCGUCUCGAUCCUCCAAAACGGUGUCAAGAUGACCAAUGAACCACCCAGGGGCCUUCGAGCAAAUCUGCUGCGUUCCUACUGCAGUGACCCAAUCUCGGACAUGUCUUUCUACGAAAAUUGCACAAAGCCCGUGAUCUGGCAUAAAAUGCUCUUUGGCCUAUGCUUCUUCCAUGCUCUCGUCCAAGAACGCACCAAAUUCGGAGCCCUCGGAUGGAACAUAGCCUAUCAGUUCAAUGAUUCGGAUCUGCGUAUUAGUGUUCGCCAACUGCAGAUGUUCCUGAACGACUACGAAGAACUGCCAUUGGACGCUCUGAGUUAUCUUACGGGCGAGUGUAAUUACGGUGGGAGGGUUACAGAUGGCAACGAUCGCCGCCUACUGGUUUCUCUUCUGGGUAUCUUCUACAACACAAAGCUAGUACACGAGGAGAAUUACAAACUGUCUCCUUCCGGGGUUUACAAGGUUCCACCAGAGGGACCAUAUGAAAGCUACUUGGCAUAUAUUCGGUCUCUUCCCCUUAUUCCAAGCCCAGAAGUAUAUGGACUUCAUGAAAAUGCCGAUAUCACUAAGGACAACCAGGAUACCCUUAUGCUGUUCAACUCAAUUUUGCUUACACUGCCUCGCCAAUCGAGUGGUGGUGGGAAGUCUGCAGAGGCCACAGUCAUGAAGCUCUAUCCGGUGGUCUACGAAGAGUCCAUGAAUACGGUUCUGCGUCAGGAACUUAUUCGCUUCAAUGGUCUCACCUCGGCUGUUCGAUCCACCCUGAAGGACCUCACUAGAGCCAUUGAUGGUUUCGUCGUAAUGUCGUCUGACCUGGAAGACGUGUACAACAGUGUGCUAAUUGGCAAGGUGCCAAGUGUAUGGGCUGCAAAAUCCUACCCCUCACUUAAACCCCUUGGCAGCUACAUGGCCGACCUUAUUAUUCGGUUGCGUUUUCUCAAUGAGUGGAUCCUCUUCAACGCACCGGAAGUGUUUUGGAUUUCCGGGUUCUACUUCACCCAGUCCUUCCUGACUGGCGUGCUGCAGAACUAUGCUCGGAAGUAUACCAUCCCUAUCGAUACCGUGGGCUUCGAUUUCAAGGUGCUAAAAACCUAUGUGAGCUCGGUCGUGGAGCCGGAUGACGCACCCAUAAACCAGAAACCGAAGGUCGACAAGAAGGGCAAGGAGAAGAAGGACAAGAAACCUGUACAAACUGAACGCCUGAACAAGUUUGAAGGAUUGACAAGGCCUGCAGACGGAGCCCUAAUAACAGGCCUAUUCUUUGACGGCGCCAGAUGGGAUGCCGAAAACGAGUGUAUUGGCGAAUCACACCCGAAGAUCCUCUUUGACACGAUUCCGACCGUGAGUCUUGCCUUCUACCCUUUUAUUCGUCGGCCUUGGCUUGUUUUUAAACCUCAUAAUGUCGUCCCAGUGAUCACGUCUUUUUCUUCUGCAAUCAUAUGA